This is a messenger RNA of Suillus plorans, 522 nucleotides long. RefSeq lists its product as uncharacterized. The transcript is spliced from 4 exons. The coding region runs from base 1 to 522 and encodes 173 amino acids. NCBI's taxonomy places the organism in Eukaryota, Fungi, Basidiomycota, Agaricomycetes, Boletales, Suillaceae. The record is from RefSeq and is a predicted model, not a curated record.
AUGACAAAACACGCGGCACCCAAGAGUGAUCCCGUCGAUGUUGAACGCCCCUCGAAGCGCAUCAGGAGUAAUGAUGGAAAUUGCACGCCAUCUGCACUAAAUGAUGCAGGUGCAUGGCGUUUUCUAGAACGGUACCUCCAGUCCGAUCUGGGCUACGCACAGAUGGAAGACAGAUUGAUAUCUGAUGGCGACGACGCCGAAGCAACAAAAAACUUGGCCGCCCUGAAAAAUAAAUACAUAGUACCCGAGACCUCUUCAUCAAGUUCGGUGCCCGCAGCUACAUUCAGAUCAAAGCGACGACGAUUGAAACAUUGUAUCUUCGUCGACAGUGAAGCAGGAGAAGGUGAGGAGGAAGAGGAAGAGGAAGAGGAAGAGGAAGAGGAAGAGGAAGAGGAAGAGGAAGAGGAAGAGGAAGAGGAAGAGGAAGAGGAAGAGGAAGAGGAAGAGGAAGAGGAAGAGGAAGAGGAAGAGGAAGAGGAAGAGGAAGAGGAAGAGGAAGAGGAAGAGGAAGAGGAAGAGUAA